Molecule: messenger RNA, 1090 nt
Organism: Beta vulgaris subsp. vulgaris (sugar beet)
Lineage: Eukaryota; Viridiplantae; Streptophyta; Magnoliopsida; Caryophyllales; Amaranthaceae
Exons: 4
Coding region: 120-884 (254 amino acids)
Source: RefSeq, a predicted model, not a curated record
UAUACAUUGUAAUUGGUCUCUGAGCAUACUUUGAUAGAAAGAAAAAGAAAAUACGGAUAAGAAAGCAUCACAUGCGAAUUUCACAAAGAAAAAGAAAACCAGAAAUUUGAAAGCAUCAGAUGCUAAUGGUUGAAUUGAGGAUGAGCAUGGCCACAUGGAUCGACUAUGUGUCCCCUUAUUUGCUACUUUGGUGUCCUAUAAAUAAGGAAAGAGUAGGAGGAUAUUUUUUCAAUCAUCAACUGCAACAUCAAUUUUAUAGGCUCAGUAUCACCAGAAUAAGGAAAAUGGCAUCCUACCAAGCACCAAAAUCAUCAUCACGAAUCAAUGAGAAGCACAGGGCUGCAAUAGAUGAGCUGAAGAAGGAGCUCGGGGCAAAUGAAAGCCCCUUAAGCGAUGCGCGAAAUGCAAAAGCUCAGGCUACCACAAUGGCUUCUAUGUUGAAUAAUGGCGUGGGAACCAUAAAAUUCCAGGAGAAGAAAGAUUGGUCUGGUUCGAUCGUCGGAUCUAUCCCUCCUACUAUUCAAAUAAACAAGUCUAGUAAGUUUUCUCAUAGAGGCACCCCUCCUAAGGACUCAAAUGGAUCCAUGGGAGCUGUGGUGUACGUUGGUCCCAAUGUGCAAGGUGGGCCAGAUAAUUGUGCCUGGAUCAUGGCUUGGAGCACUCUUGGUGAUGGCACCGAAAACAAGAUCUAUGUAGAAACUGGACCUAGUACCAAGUAUCCUUCUGGCUCUAUUGAUUGGGACACAAUCAAAUCUAGUCUGCAAAACUCAAGCAAUGAAAGCCAUUAUUUUUACGAAGACAGCCAAACUGAGGUGUCAUCUCAAAUUGCUAAAAAUGGCAAUAAUCCUCUAGCUGCUGCAGUCUUUGAUGUCACCCUUGUUUAAAUUACUAAUGUAUCAUCUUAAGAACUAAGGUCCAGCUCCUUACAUGCAUAGAGGUAAGCUUGGGUGCAUGCAACCUCUUUUUUUUUCUUCUAUUUCUUAUAACCACGCAAUAAAAUAAAUAAGGACUUGAUACCCUUAGUUCAUGAACUUGUAACUUAUGCUCGUCACUUCGAGUUUUUAAUCUAUAUACUACUUGUAUGCAGUUA